AUGCAGGUGCUGAUGUACGUAGCAGUGAUCAGCGUAGCCAUGCGCAUUGUUCGCCACGAGGCUGCGUGCGCUACAGAAUUAGAGUCAAACAGCAUCGCUCUCCCGUACGCUCUAGCAACCAGACACCCGGAGCAUCGCCAGAUGUUCUGCUGCAACUCUACUCGAGUCUCUGCAACUCUGCAAGAGGCACGCAGGGGUUAUCCGACGACCCAAUUGGUGGGCUAG
Messenger RNA from Trichoderma gamsii, 225 nucleotides. RefSeq lists its product as hypothetical. The coding region runs from base 1 to 225 and encodes 74 amino acids. The transcript has a single exon. Lineage: Eukaryota; Fungi; Ascomycota; Sordariomycetes; Hypocreales; Hypocreaceae. The record is from RefSeq and is a predicted model, not a curated record.